This is a messenger RNA of Hippopotamus amphibius kiboko, 2068 nucleotides long. RefSeq names its product cholinergic receptor nicotinic alpha 6 subunit (gene CHRNA6). The transcript has 6 exons. Gene Ontology annotation, biological process: nervous system process; chemical synaptic transmission; signal transduction. The coding region runs from base 53 to 1528 and encodes 491 amino acids. Gene Ontology annotation, molecular function: acetylcholine-gated monoatomic cation-selective channel activity; transmembrane signaling receptor activity. Gene Ontology annotation, cellular component: postsynaptic membrane; neuron projection; synapse. NCBI's taxonomy places the organism in Eukaryota, Metazoa, Chordata, Mammalia, Artiodactyla, Hippopotamidae. The record is from RefSeq and is a predicted model, not a curated record.
AUAGCUCUUUGUUUCCACAGUCCGUUGACUAGAAAAAGAAACUGUCUUAAUCAUGCUGUCCCGAGAGGGUCAGGGAUUCCUCCGCUUCGGGUUGUGUCUCUGGUGGUGUGUAUUCACCCCUUUCUUUAAAGGCUGUGCAGCCUGUGCAUCCGAGGAGAGGCUCUUUCACAAACUGUUUGCUCAUUAUAACCAGUUCAUCCGGCCCGUGGAAAACGUUUCUGACCCGGUCACAGUGCAUUUUGAAGUGGCCAUCACGCAGCUGGCCAACGUGGAUGAAGUAAACCAGAUCAUGGAAACCAAUUUGUGGUUACGUCAAAUCUGGAAUGAUUAUAAAUUGCGCUGGGACCCAAUGGAAUAUGAUGGCAUUGAGACUCUCCGUGUUCCUGCAGAGAAGAUCUGGAAGCCUGACAUUGUUCUCUACAACAAUGCUGUUGGCCACUUCCAAGUUGAAGGCAAGACGAAAGCUCUUCUUAAAUACGAUGGCAUGAUAACCUGGACUCAACCAGCUAUCUUUAAGAGUUCCUGUCCUAUGGAUAUCACUUUUUUCCCUUUCGACCAUCAAAAUUGUUCCCUGAAAUUUGGUUCCUGGACCUAUGACAAAGCUGAAAUUGAUCUUCUAAUCAUUGGCUCUAAAGUGGACAUGAAUGAUUUUUGGGAAAACAGUGAAUGGGAAAUUGUCGAUGCUUCUGGCUACAAGCACGACAUAAAAUACAACUGCUGUGAAGAGAUAUACACAGACAUAACCUAUUCUUUUUACAUUAGAAGAUUGCCAAUGUUUUACACCAUUAACCUGAUUAUCCCGUGUCUCUUUAUUUCAUUUCUAACUGUGUUGGUCUUCUACCUUCCUUCUGACUGCGGCGAAAAAGUGACACUUUGCAUUUCGGUUCUGCUCUCUCUGACUGUGUUCUUGCUGGUGAUCACGGAAACCAUCCCAUCCACGUCUCUCGUGAUCCCCCUGAUGGGCGAGUACCUGCUCUUCACCAUGAUCUCCGUCACCCUGUCCAUCGCGGUGACGGUGUUUGUGUUGCACAUCCACUACCGCACCCCGACCACACACACCAUGCCCACGUGGGUGAAGGCACUCUUCCUCCGGCUGUUACCCCAGGUCCUGAUGAUGAGGAGGCCUCUGGGCAAGAUGAGGGAGACAAGGUCUGAUAAAGUGGUCUCCAGUAGGCCUGCCAAAAUCAGAUCUGAUCAUCGCAGAGAGCCCAAGCUUCUUGAAGAAUGCCGCCACUGUCGUAAGUCCAGUGAGCUUGCCACCAGCAAGGGCCAAUUAAGUCACCAGCCUUUACAGUGGAUGACUGAGAAUUCGGAGCCCUCGCCUGAAGUCAGAGAUGUGAUUGAUAGCGUUCAAUUCAUAGCGGAAAACAUGAAGAACCAAAAUGAGACAAAGGAGGUAGAGGAUGACUGGAAGUACGUGGCCAUGGUGGUGGACAGGGUCUUCCUGUGGUUGUUUAUAAUCGUCUGUGUGUUUGGAACUGCAGGGCUGUUCCUCCAGCCACUCCUGGGGAACACAGGACAUUCGUAAGAUGGAUUUUCCCUUUAUCUUCAGAAACGUACCAGACACUGUGUUUGUUCUCUGUUCCCCACCACAAGGAAAGGACUAGAAAGCUUCCCACCAAGUUCCCAUCCAGAUGGAAAAAGAGGACUUUACUGCCAGUUAGGAGCCUGGUUGCCCUCUCCAGGGCACAGAGGGGUACCUUGAGAUCCCAGUGUCCGGGAUCUGAUGCUAGAGCCCAGUGCUGGCAGUGCCCGCAGGCUUCUCUUGUCUGUACACGUUUGACUUCUGGGGACAUGAUCCACCCACUGUACAGCGAACCGUGGAUCAAAGUCAAGCCACGCUAAAGCAUUCUAUUGCUUUUCCAGUUCAUGUGCUUCUCCGUAUAGUGACGCCCGCCAGACGUGAAACUCUGGACCUUGGACUUGCUGACCUCCGCAUCAGCUGUGAACUUGUGUACGUUUGCUUUCUCCUGCAUGUCUCUGUGAUGAACAGCACGCACUGUAGCAUUAUUUGGUACAUGAAUUGAUAAAAAAUAAAGAAGACAGCCUACCCAGCAGGCUGUAUGUA